GACGGACUUCCAAGUCCACACAUUCUGGACUGUACUUAGCCACCAAACGUAAGGCUCAAAACUAAAACUGCAAGUGGGUGCAUACACACAUACUUAACACCGCUUCAAUGCUCCAUUGCGCCACCAUGGAAAGAGAAGAUGACCGGUUCGAACCGCUUUACCAAGACAGCCGGUCUACGUGGAGAGUGAUGGCCUACCGUGUUUUUGCGGCGACCGUCUCCGGGUGCAUAUGCUGGAUCUGGUUCUACCGAGUGAGUCACAUACCGGAGGUUGGUGGGAACCGGACCGGUUUGGUUAGAUUGGUUUGGUUCGGUAUGUUGGGUGCUGAGUUGUGGUUCGGUAUGUAUUGGUGCCUCACGCAAUCUCUCCGGUGGAACCCGGUUCGCCGGCAAACCUUCAAAGACAGACUCUCCCGGAGGUACGAGAAUGAUCUGCCGGCUCUGGACGUUUUCGUGUGUACGGCGGACCCAGAGAUAGAGCCGCCAUUAAUGGUUGUAAACACUGUUUUAUCAGUUACAGCCUUAGACUACCCGCUGGAGAAACUCGCCGUCUAUCUUUCCGACGAUGGCUAUUCCGAGUUAACCUUCUACGCUCUGGCCGAGGCCGCAGAUUUCGCGAAGCACUGGGUUCCCUUUUGCAAGAAAUUCAAAGUCGAGCCCAGAUCUCCUGCUGCUUACUUCUCGCGCAAGAAAACCAGUGACUACAGAUGUGAUUCCGAAGAUGCAGAGGUUGAGAAACUAUACAGAGAAAUGGCUGAUCGGAUCGAGACUGCCGAGAAACUCAAGCGAGUUCCUGAAGAUAUGCAGUCCAAGUACAAGGCGGGAUUUUCGCAAUGGAGCCUUGAUGCUACUCGUCGUGACCAUGGGACUGUUCUUCAAAUUUUGAUAGAUGGAAGAAGAGAAGUGAAAGGAGAAGACAUGGAAGGCAACGAGUUACCGACAUUAGUGUACAUGUCGAGAGAGAAGAGACCUCAGUAUCCACAUCACUUUAAGGCUGGAGCCAUGAAUGCAUUGAUAAGGGUAUCCUCGAAGAUAACUGGUGGGAAGAUAAUACUGAACCUGGACUGUGAUAUGUACGCAAACAGCUCGCAGUCAGCACGUGAAGCGCUCUGUGUCCUCCUUGACGAAAGACAGGGAAGAGAAAUCGCUUUUGUGCAGUUCCCACAGUGCUUCGGGAAUAUUACCAGCAAUGAUCUUUAUGGAAACAGAUGGCAAGUUGGAAUUGACGUGGAGUUUCCGGGCUUGGAUGGAAAUGGAGGGCCGUUAUACAUUGGAACCGGUUGCUUCCACAGAAGGGAUGUGAUAUGUGGAAGAAGAUAUGGAGAUGAGGAAUCUGAGAGUGUUUGGCAGACGGGAAACCACAAGAAAAUGGGAGAAAUAUCAGAGGAAGAGAUCAAGAAUCUUGCUAGCUGCACUUACGACGAAAAUUCUCAAUGGGGAAAAGAGAUGGGUUUGAAAUAUGGAUGUCCAGUAGAGGACGUAAUAACCGGUCUGGCGAUUCAAUGCCGGGGAUGGAAAUCAGUGUACCUGAACCCAGAGAAGAAAGCUUUCGUUGGAGUGGCCCCAACCACAUUGAGUCAAACACUGGUGCAACACCAGAGAUGGUCUGAUGGUGAUUUUCAGAUUCUGCUUUCAGAGUACUGUCCACUUCUGUACGGACACCGGAAGAUCGGUUUGGCAUUGCAGCUUGGAUACUGCAGCUACUGCCUCUGGGCUCCAACCUCGAUUCCAACACUUUACUACUCGCUUGUCCCUUCUCUUUGCCUCCUCAAAGGCAUUCCUCUCUUCCCAGAGGUCUCGAGUUUGUGGUUUCUGCCAUUUGGAUAUGUGAUUCUUGCGACCAGUGCGUAUAGCCUGGCAGAGUACCUCUGGUGUGGAGGAACUCUCCAUGGAUGGUGGAAUGAGCAAAGGAUGUGGCUUUACAAGAGGACAAGCUCUUAUGUUUUUGGGUUCAUCGACACUAUCCGGAAGCUUCUACGGGUUUCUGAGCCAGCAUUUGUCGUCACAUCAAAAGUAGCAGAUGUAGAACAAGCGGAAAGAUACAAUAAAGAGACAAUGGAGUUCGGAGUAGAGUCCCCGAUGUUCACUCUUCUCGCAGUGAUUGGACUCGUAAACUUGUUCUGUUUUGUGGGUUCGGUGAAGAGAGUAGUAGUUGCAGAUGAUUUCCAGACAAUGUGGCUGCAGGCUCUGUUAACAGGGAUUCUCCUUGUCCUAAACUGGCCGUUGUAUGAAGGGCUGUUCUUGAGGAAAGACAAGGGGAAGGUGCCGACGUCAGAGACAGUUAAAUCGGUUGUCUUAGCUUCAUUAGUCUGCACCUGCUUUGCUUUCUUGUAAGGAGUUCGCACACUGGAUUGGGAAAAUAAAUGUUUCAGCUACAAAAUUGGGGAUCAGUAGGAAA
Tarenaya hassleriana is the source of this 2397-nucleotide messenger RNA. Its product is annotated as cellulose synthase-like protein E1. Gene Ontology annotation, cellular component: trans-Golgi network; plasma membrane. The record is from RefSeq and is a predicted model, not a curated record. Gene Ontology annotation, molecular function: cellulose synthase (UDP-forming) activity; mannan synthase activity. NCBI's taxonomy places the organism in Eukaryota, Viridiplantae, Streptophyta, Magnoliopsida, Brassicales, Cleomaceae. Gene Ontology annotation, biological process: cellulose biosynthetic process; plant-type primary cell wall biogenesis.